AUGAUCGCAGGCCAGCAUAGUAGUGCGACAGACAGAGCCUGUGCAUCAGUGUCGCAUCUUCGAGGAGGAGGAAGCUUGAGCAGCAGCAUGAUGUCUAGCGUUGCCUUCCUCUUCGGGCCCCGGCCACCCGAGCGGCUCGCAGCGAACAAGUGCCCGAGCAAGGAGAAGCAGAACACUUGUAACCGAAGGAUCCGAGAUCAGAAGCUGCGGCUGCCCUUUUGGUUGUCCUGGCUCUUCCGCCCCGGAUCACGGCAGACGGAGAACUUCCCGGAGCCGGCAGCGGCAGUGAUGCUCCAGGGUUUCGAUUGGGACCUCCUCUCAACGAGGAACGAGCUGUACAAGCUGCUGCACAAGAACAUCCCUUCCUUAGCUGCUGCCGGUUUCAACGUCAUCUGGUACCCCCCACCCUCUGCUAGCGCGGACUCGCAGGGGUAUCUACCAGGACGAUGGUACGAGAUCCCUCACAAGAAAGAGCUUCAACGAGCGAUCGAGCAAGGAGAGAAGUUCGGCAUCGUCAGCAUGGUCGACGUCGUGCUCAACCAUCGGACUGGCAGCAAGAUCAGCAAUCAGACUUUCGACUGGACGCGUUUCGAGCAGCCCGACUGGGAGGAGUGGGCCAUCGUACAGAACGACUGGAAGUGUCCUCCUGAGGAGCACCUGAAGUACUGCCCUGAGAACUGCACGUGCGGAGGGCUAGACACUGGAGAGAACGCUUGCUUCGCCCCUGACAUCGACCAUACGUCCCCGAGGGUGCAGGCUGACAUCGAGGCCUGGCUAUCCUGGCUGCAAGAAGCCAUCGGCUUCCAUGCUUUCAGGUUCGACAACACCAAAGGAUACUCCGGGAAGUUUGUGGCCAAGUACAUCGACUCUGCCCAACCCUACAUGAGCGUCGGGGAGUUCUUUGACACUAACAGGGACCUCCUGGAGUCUUGGAUCAAGGAGAGCGAGGGGAAGGCGAAAACGUUUGACUUUGGACUUCGUUACAAGCUCAAAGAUGCUAUCCACCAGGACGACUAUUCUCACAUCAUGGACACCUUCUUUGGUCCCAUGAUAUGGUACGCUACAGACAGCUCAGUCUCGUUCCUGGACAACCAUGACACCGCCGGGUUGCUCAAGGAUCGUUUCGGGACCGACGAUCAGAUCGCCAUGGGCUAUGUCUUCAUUCUCACCCACCCUGGCGUCCCCUGCGUGUUCUGGCAGGAUUGGUUUGGAAGCAACCAGCGCACGAUCCGCGACCUUAUCGCUCUCAGGCAGAGGGCCGGUAUCACCGCGCACAGCAGCUGGAAGGUGGAGGCUGCGACCAAGGGACUGUACGCAGGAUACGUUGGUGACAGUCUAGCUGUCAAGCUUGGGGGUGGGGAGUGGAGCCCUAACACAGGGAAAGCCACAAGAGAAUGGGAGCGAGGAGCGUCGGGGAAGAACUGGUGUGUGUGGAUCAGGUCAAGCUCGAACGACAAGGACAAGUUGCAGCCACUCGAUGGACAACGAUUCGUCGUGUGA
Molecule: messenger RNA, 1500 nt
Organism: Guillardia theta CCMP2712
Lineage: Eukaryota; Cryptophyceae; Pyrenomonadales; Geminigeraceae
Exons: 19
Coding region: 1-1500 (499 amino acids)
Biological process (GO): carbohydrate metabolic process
Molecular function (GO): alpha-amylase activity; calcium ion binding
Source: RefSeq, a predicted model, not a curated record